UUUCAAGGUCUGCAGCUUCAAACCCGAAAGUACUAAACCAGGUAAAAAUAGAGUUCAGGCAUUGUGUGCUUUCGCUGAACCUUCUCCAUCGGAAUAUACAGACGCGUAUUGGAAGUUCUUGAGUGUAAUGAUUCAGGACAAGAUUGCAGUUGCAAUUAAAGGAGACAACUGCAUCCUCAAUUAUGGUUUCAGGUUGUUCAAAAAGAAUGAGAAGAUAGUCAGUCAACACCAGUAUAUACGCCAAAAACUGAGAGAACUUGGCAGGCUUUUAUUGGAAGCUAAAAAAAUCACACAUGUGAAGACCAUUCAAGAACUCAUCAAACCUGAACAGUACUCCCAGGUUGUCAGAGCUGCAAAGAACCUAUCUGGAUUCAGUGAGGAAACUGGCAUAUACCAAUGUCCCUCUCUUGCACGCAAGGUAGGGCACAGCCUGCAUUCGUUGGCUAUGUUUAUCAAGUCUGAAGGACUGAAAAAGAAAGAUAAAGAAACCAUUAAAGAUGCUGAGGAGUUUGCACAGUUGUAUUUAGAGAGUUGGAGGUUUGAUAUUGCAGGCCAGGCAUUAACCCAGCUUAACCGGGCCAAAUGGAAUGCACCGCAACUUUUACCUCUUACACAAGAUAUCCAAAGGCUACAUUGCUAUCUAGAAGAAAAACUGCAGCAACAUCUCAAAGAUUUAAAAGAACAUCGUUCAUCCACAAAUUGGAAGGAACUUGCAAAAGUAACGCUGACUCAAGUUAUGCUUUUUAAUCGGCGGAGAGCAGGUGAAGUGUCCCGAAUGCGCCUGUCUGCAUACUUAUCGAAGGACACAUCAGAGGAACAGGGAGAUGUAAAUUUGGCCCUCACAGCGCUUGAGCAGAAGCUCUGCAGGCAUUUUGUGCGAAUAGCAAUUGUUGGAAAAAGAGGAAGGAAGGUUCCUGUUCUUCUAACCCCAUCAAUGAGAGAAUCACUUGAUGCUCUUACUGAGAGCAGAGAAGAAUGUGGGGUGCUGAAGGACAAUGGAUAUCUGUUUGCAUUGCCACAAUCUGACCAUUACCUCAGGGCUUGUGACUGCUUGAGGCAAUUUGUCAGUGAAUGUGCAGACAUAAAAAAUCCUCAAGCGCUAACAUCAAUUCAACUGAGGAAACAUAUUGCUACCCUGUCUACUGUUCUGAACCUUAAAACCACCGAGCUCGACCAGUUGGCAGACUUCCUUGGUCAUAAUAUCGCUGUUCACAGGAAACACUACAGGCUCCCAGAAAGCACCCUACAAUUAGCCAAAGUAAGUAAAGUCCUUCUGGCAAUGGAACAAGGACGCCUAGGAGAUUACAAAGGAAAGAGCCUCGAUGAAAUACAAGUCGAUGUAAAUGAGACCAUUGACAUGGAGGGACCUUUAGCAGAGGACAUUGAAGAUGUCAGUAUGCUAGGAGAAGAUGGGUCAGAUGAUGAGGUCAGCAUGUCAUCCACGCAAGAAUGUACCUCCACAUCACAAAGUCAAAACCAGGGAGUGUCUGCCACCGAUGUCAGUAUGCCAAGAGAAGAGGGGUCAGAAGAUGAGGUCAGCAUGUCAUCCCUGCAAGAAUGUUCCUCCACAUCACAAGUCCAAAACCGAAGUGUGUCUGCAAAAAAGAGAGGUAAGCUUUGGGGCUUGCACUCUCUUUUGGGCCAGAGCUGCUCAUUUAUUUUUAAGGGCUUUUACUUUGCUUCCUUGACUCAACACUUGAAAUAUGUCUGUCCCUCCUUAUUGUCUGGUGCCACAAGCCUGACAGUGGCUUGAAAGAAGCUGUUGCAGGAAGAGACCUUGUGAGCCUGCAUUGUCGCAGGUUUUAGGGUUGGGGAAAGACUGGCAUCAUCACCUUUAUAUCAAUAAGAAGUCUGUUGUAUGUAAAAAAAAAAAAAAAUCUUUAACACUUUAUGGAGUUACUCAGGGAAAAAUGCUUGCAUUUCCUCCAACAACAGACGUGUACAGAGACCAGUUGAAAAACUCAAACCUCCACAUGCAGCUGACUUUAUUCAAUGACCUUUUAAAAGUGCCUUAUAAAUAGAAAAUAUUAUCAUUAUUAUUGUUUUUAUUAUUAUUAUUUUGUGAAAUGCAAGAAAGAAUAAAAUUGCUUUAAGUGAGAGAGUCUGUGUUUAUACUCGAGUUUAGGGUAAAAGCAUCCUGUUGCAGUUUCUUUUACAGAAUUAUAAUGUAAUGCCGUCAGAAGUACAAUGAGCCACUGCAAACCACUCAGUUUAAUAAAUACAACACGCAAAGAAAAAAGAAUGCAAUCAAAACAGUUAACUAUAAAGUUAAAAAGCAAAACUAAACAGAAUGCAUCUGAGCAGGCACUCCUUCGUUGCUUUCUGCCUUUCGUUAACCUGUUGCAGCUCUUCCUUCAGCCAGUUGUUGGUCGUUCUCAGGGUGGUUUUGGCAAAAGAGGGAGCACGGGGCUUGGAGAAGCUGGCAGCACAGGGGGGCUGGGGUUUUUCCACCGAUUCAUGCACUCUUUCAGCAAUGUGACCCAAACAUCCGUAGACUCGUGAUCACUCUGGCCAAUCACAAGAGAGUACAUCCACUUAGCUGCGUUUGCGUAGUUGGGUAGCACGUCAGGUCCGAAGAGGUGCCCAUCAAGCUGCAUAAUUAAGGAUUAAUUUGCUUUUUUUUUUUUUUUU
Molecule: messenger RNA, 2631 nt
Organism: Carassius auratus (goldfish)
Lineage: Eukaryota; Metazoa; Chordata; Actinopteri; Cypriniformes; Cyprinidae
Exons: 4
Coding region: 128-1753 (541 amino acids)
Source: RefSeq, a predicted model, not a curated record